Messenger RNA from Pipistrellus nathusii (Nathusius's pipistrelle), 540 nucleotides. NCBI's taxonomy places the organism in Eukaryota, Metazoa, Chordata, Mammalia, Chiroptera, Vespertilionidae. The record is from the annotation of a GenBank genome assembly.
AUGCUCUCCAAAUCCUUGGUAAUGGAAUAUCUGGCUCAUCCUGGUGCACUCAGUGUGGCUGCAGGAGUAGCUUGUGGCAUGUGCCUGGGCUGGGGCCUCCGUGUCCGCUUUGGGAUGACCCCCAAAAGCUCAGGCAGCGAGACACACACAGACACCAGAACUGAAGCAAGCAUCUUAGGAGAGAGCGGGGAGUACAAAAUGAUCCUUGUGGUGCGAAAUGACUUAAAGAUGGGAAAAGGGAAAGUGGCUGCCCAGUGUUCUCAUGCUGCCGUUUCUGCCUACAAGCAAAUCCAAAGGAAAAACCCCGAAUUGCUCAGACAGUGGGAAUACUGUGGCCAGCCCAAAGUGGUGGUCAAAGCCCCUGAUGAAGAAACUCUGGUUGCAUUACUGACCCACGCGAAGAUGCUGGGACUGACUGUAAGUCUAAUCCAAGAUGCUGGACGUACUCAGAUCGCACCAGGUUCUCAAACUGUCCUAGGAAUUGGGCCAGGACCAGCAGACCUAAUUGACAAAGUCACUGGUCACCUAAAACUUUACUAG